CUAACCCUGUUUGGUGGGUUUGGAUGGAGAGGUCUAGCUAGAGAAAAAAUGGGUCAGAACCUUAUAGGAGAGACCCCAACAUACCCAAUAUAAUCAGCAGUCUCCUGCUCGCAUACUAAUUCCAUCAAGACGUGGCAGGCGAGGUUAGAGCGGGACAGCAGAGGUCCAAGAGGACUCCAAGGGUGCCCCACAUAAGGUUGGCUUAUGGUUUAAAGGCAGUGAAGAUCUAAAAAUUCCAGAAAGUCCUACAGAACCUUUGCCUUUUAACAGGCUGGAGCAUCUUAUAACGUUCUUCUUCACUUUAUUUGCUGAUGACAGAAUGGAUCCACCUCAACUUGACUAUAUUAAGAUGCUGCUGUAUUUUGCCUCCCACCCUGAUGCUGUUGAAGGAGUCUACAGAGCACUUAGUAUUGCUACUGGCACAUAUAUCCAUAGAAAAAAAGAGAUUUCUUCUCCUUGCAUGUCUGUUUCCAAUAUUGAUAAACAGAUGAAUGGAGGACCUUCAGGAGAAGAAGGGGAACUACCAAAUUACACAGAUGAGGGGAGAAUUUCUAUGGCAACCCUGCUUAGAGUGUUCCAACAUGAAGGAAGUAAAGAUGAGGACAAUAAUAGAUUUAGUGAUCUGCAAAAAGAAAGCAGUUACAAUAAGAAUUUCAUAAAAAUCUUCAAGGAACUGGGCUCUGAGGACCUGAAACCCAUUCCUAUUACACUUCUUUUGAAACAUCCAUUCAUUCAAGACUUAAUCAAAACUUAUCAAGAAUACACACUCCCUAAUAUUAAACUGAUUCUACAAAGGGUUGAACAAAUGCAAUCUACAGACGGAGAGACCACAACAUCUAAAGACAUUAAAAUAUGAAUAAAAUGGUUUUUUUACUAUUAAUUAAAUAUUCCAAAGGUUUUUGUAAGAAUCAGUCCUUCAAAUCUUACUCACAUAGAAAGGACUAUUCACUUGCAGGUUGCAAGAUAAAACAUUAAAAUAAUUAAAUAUAUUGUAUGCUAUAUAUA
This is a messenger RNA of Alligator sinensis (Chinese alligator), 1005 nucleotides long. Its product is annotated as sperm flagellar protein 2-like. The record is from RefSeq and is a predicted model, not a curated record. The coding region runs from base 320 to 856 and encodes 178 amino acids. Lineage: Eukaryota; Metazoa; Chordata; Crocodylia; Alligatoridae. The transcript is spliced from 6 exons.